Messenger RNA from Diaporthe citri, 210 nucleotides. RefSeq lists its product as uncharacterized. The record is from RefSeq and is a predicted model, not a curated record. The transcript has 2 exons. NCBI's taxonomy places the organism in Eukaryota, Fungi, Ascomycota, Sordariomycetes, Diaporthales, Diaporthaceae. The coding region runs from base 1 to 210 and encodes 69 amino acids.
AUGCAGAACACCGCUAUUCACAGCAUCUCAAGCUCGAUGGGAGCUUGUUUCGAAGGGAUCGAUAUCGAUUCGCGGUUGACACCUCUGCCAGGGAUCGAUGUCGAUUGGCGGUUAACUCCUCUGCCAGUGAUCGAUAUGAUCCCUGGAAAAGCUUUGAUCCACGAGUGGGUUCUUAGAUACUCUGAGGGUGCCAUCGUCUCAGUCGAGUAA